UGACAGAUUUUGUGUCUUCGUUGAAAUGUUCGUUACGUUGGGUUAGUGUUGUUUUUCCAGUGUUGAUUAGAAGGAAGUGUGAUUAGAACUUCGCGCCUUGCCAAUCUUCGAUUUAGUAAACUAAAAUAUUAACGUAGUUGUUUAAUAUUAGGCAUUGUAUAUUGUGUCAAGUUGUUUCAGUUUUAAAUUUAAAUCUGUUGUAGGCCAUGCCAGUUGUUCAAUAACCUAGUUUGGGAACGUUUAAUUGUAUUUUUGUUGUAAACGUUUGCACAAUUCCUUGGGCCGUUUACUUUGAUCUACAAUUGGGGGAGAUGUGACAUAAUCUUCUUGUAGGCCUAGGAUGUAAACAGUGUGAUGGUGUGGAAUGACUCGCACCAAGGAGUGGGGUCUGCAGGAACCCGGUCGUCCACUCAACACAGUCAACUUUGAGUCGCCGUCACACACCGGCACCCUGCUCACUGGCCUCAACAUGCUGAGGGCCAAGGGUCACCUGUUGGAUGUCACCCUUGUCGCAGAGGGUGAGGCCUUUCAGGCGCACCGAGUGGUGUUGGCGUCGUGCAGCGACUACUUCCGAGCAAUGUUUACGGAUGCGAUGAAGGAGUCGCGGCAGAGUGAAAUCUGUCUGAAUGGUGUUAGUGCAGCGGGCAUGCGACUGCUGCUGGACUACGCUUACACGUCUAGACUCGCCCUCAACCUUGCCAACAUACAGGACGUGCUGAGCGCUGCCUCACACAUACAAGUGGUGGCUGUGGUGGAGGCCUGCUCCAACUACCUACAGUCACAACUAGACCUGGAGAACUGUGUAGAUAUAGCAACCAUCUCGGAGACAUACUCACUGUCCCAGCUGCGUGGCGUAGUGUACAGGUUCAUGUGUGGCCACCUGGUGGAGUUCUCUCGGUCAGCGGAGUUUGCGCGGCUACAUCCUGCGCAAUUAGAGCAUCUGUUGGCUUGCGACUUUCCCGUUGACUGUCCUGAGGCCGAUGUGCUUGCCGUCACCCUGCGGUGGCUUUCCCACGAAUCCCACAGCCGGGGAUGUGGGUGGGCUGUGCGCCUGCUGCGUCGGAUCCACCUGUCUCAAGUUAGCCGCUGGGAGCUGGAAGGCGUGCUGCGCCGAACCGACCAGCAGCUGGCGCGACUUGUACUGUCUGAGUACCUGCGCCAGUCCAGGCACCGACCACUGCCAGCCCUGCCGUCCCCUCUAGUCAACAAUCGUGGGAUGGAGUUGGCUGUCGUCAAGGUCGGAGGCUUUGGUAUCGGCGGAAUCACGAAUGAGAUCACCUACUUCCUGCCAAGCUCUGGCAAGUGGAGACAUCUCACCACCAUACCGCAUGUGGAGCAGUGCAACUUCGGUACAGCCGUGCUGCAUAACGACCUGUAUGUAGUGGGCGGCUGCUUCAAUCAGUCUCUGCAGGAGAACAUCCACCCUUUCGGCUUCCGAUACAGUCCACGGCGUGACACCUGGGCAACCAUGGCCCCCAUGCAGCAAGAACGCUGCCGCUUCUCUCUCAACGUUGUGGCUGAUCGGCUGUAUGCAGUAGGGGGUGCCAGUGAGGUGGAGGAAGAGAGUGUAGUGGGCGAGGGGUACAGUGCGUGCGAGUGUUACGACCCGGAGACAGACAGUUGGGAGAGUGUGGCACCACUGCCAGGGUCCUGCACCCAGCACGCAGCUGCUGCACUGCACCACUACCUCUAUGUGUCUGGUGGCCUGGACCAUGACUUGGAUCUCAACUCUAUGAGAAGAUAUAAUACAGAGGAAGAUCGGUGGGAGCCCCGUGCGCCGAUGUUGACACCACGUGUAGACCACGCCAUGUUAUCAGUGGGAGGCAGUCUGUACGUUUGCGGUGGUUGGUGCGAGGACCUGGACACAGGCAACAGGGUCCUGGUGGAUACCAUAGACCGUUACGAUGCAGACUCGGACUCUUGGCAUACGGUUACGCACGUACCUACACCACGAUACCACGCCGGCAUUGUUACUGUCAACUCUAUCAUCUAUUUUAUCGGCGGCUUCCAUAGCGAUGCCAUGUUUGACAGAGCCACAGCGGUCAUAGAGUGCUACGAUCUGGACACUGACACCUGGACCACGGGGGAGAAGUACCCUCAGGAUAUCUGGGAGCACACCUGCGUCACUCUGUACAUCCCUCGGUGUCGUGACGACAUGCAAGUCAUCCCCUUCCCUUCGCCUUCCUAGACAUCCUUCAAUUGUGUAAAUUACAGUUUUAUCAAUAUUUAUUUGGUUAUUAGGCUUUUAUAUAUAUAUAUAUAUAUAUAUAUAUAUAUA
Homalodisca vitripennis (glassy-winged sharpshooter) is the source of this 2278-nucleotide messenger RNA. Its product is annotated as kelch-like protein 26. Lineage: Eukaryota; Metazoa; Arthropoda; Insecta; Hemiptera; Cicadellidae. Gene Ontology annotation, molecular function: protein binding. The transcript is spliced from 11 exons. Bases 365 to 2188 code for a protein of 607 amino acids. The record is from RefSeq and is a predicted model, not a curated record.